Molecule: messenger RNA, 1917 nt
Organism: Chionomys nivalis (European snow vole)
Lineage: Eukaryota; Metazoa; Chordata; Mammalia; Rodentia; Cricetidae
Gene: Ecm1
Product: extracellular matrix protein 1
Exons: 11
Coding region: 155-1831 (558 amino acids)
Biological process (GO): signal transduction; regulation of bone mineralization
Cellular component (GO): extracellular region
Source: RefSeq, a predicted model, not a curated record
GAGGGCGGGAGAUAGCAUAUAAAAAGAGACAGCAGGCCCUCGAGUACACAGCAGCAGUAGCAGCAGGCUGGCAGCAAGUGGCCCAGACCUCCAAGUCCAGAUCUACCUGGGACAACCAGCUUCUGGGUGGCCAGUGACCAGUUCUUGCCCCAGGAUGGGGACCUUAUCCAGAGCAGCCUUGAUCUUGGCCUGCUUGGCCCUUGCUUCUGCUGCCUCUGAGGGAGCCUUCAAGCCUUCAGAGCAAAAAGAGAUGAAGCCAGAGAACCUGUUCCUGCACCUUCAUGAAGUUGGCUAUGCAGCCCCUCCUUCCCCAUCACAAACCCGGAGACUCCGAGUGGACCACUUUGAAACCUCUCAGCCCGACCCUCUCUUUGAGGAACAGAGGGAAGUGCAGCCCCCUUCUCCAGAAGCCAUCCCUGUCCAGGAAGAGUGGCCCAGUCUCCCAAGGUCGGGAGAGAAUAUUGUCGGUCGUCCUGUCCCUCAAGAAGCCAUCCCCCUACAGGAAGAGCAGCCCCCUCUCCAAGUCCCUGUUGAGCAGAAGGAAAUAGAGCCAUAUGCCCAGCAUCAGGAGGAGAUGCUCCAGUCCAGGCAGACAGAGGAGAAGCCCUUCGUGGGCCAGCGUGCCCCAGAACCCCAGCCUUCAAACCCGGUGCAGCACUGCCAACAGGGCCGGAGAGGAGGCUGGGGCCACAGGCUGGAUGGCUUCCCUCCUGGACGGCCUUCUCCCGACAAUCUCAACCAGAUCUGCCUUCCUGAGCGCCAGCAUGUGCUGUACGGCCCCUGGAACCUGCCGCAGACUGGCUACUCCCACCUUAGUCGCCAAGGAGAGUCCCUCAAUUUGCUGGAGACUGGGUAUUCCCGCUGUUGCCGCUGCCGCAACCCCACAAACCGCCUAGACUGCGCGAAACUUGUGUGGGAGGACACAAUGACCAGGUUCUGUGAGGCCGAGUUCUCUGUCAAGACCCGACCUCACCGGUGCUGCAGACAGCGGGGGGAGGAGCGAUUCUCUUGCUUCCAAGAGGAAGCUCCGCGGCCACACUACCGGCUCCAGCCCUGCCCCAUCCACCAGACUGGCAUGUCCUCGGGGCCCCAGCUGCCUUUCCCCCCGGGGUUGCCCACUCCGGACAAUGUCAAAAACAUCUGUCUCCUGAGACGCUUCCGCUCUGUGCCACGCAACCUCCUAGCUACUGACCCCAUCCAGAGGCAGCUGCAGGCUCUGACCCGGCUGGAGAUGGAGUUCCAGCGCUGCUGCCGCCAGGGCCACAACCACACCUGCACAUGGAAGGCCUGGGAGGACACCCUGGAUGAAUACUGUGAUCGGGAACUGGCUAUAAAGACCCACCCCCACUCCUGUUGCCACCACCCUCCUAGCCCUGCCCGUGACGAAUGCUUCGCCCAACGGGCUCCCUAUCCCAAUUAUGACCGGGAUCUCUUGACCCUUGACCUCAGCCGAGUCACCCCUAACCUCAUGGGCCAUCUCUGUGGAAACGGAAGAGUUCUCACCAAGCAUAAACAGAUUCCCGGGCUGAUCCAGAACAUGACUGUCCGCUGCUGUGACCUGCCGUUUCCAGAACAGGCCUGCUGCGGCGAAGACGAGAAACUAGCCUUCGUCGAGAAUCUCUGUGGUCCCCGAAGGAACUCCUGGAAAGAUCCUGCCCUCUGCUGUAACCUGUCUCCUGGGGAUGAGCAAGCCAACUGCUUCAAUGUCAACUAUCUGAGAAAUGUGGCCUUAGUGUCCGGAGACACUAGGGAUGCCACCAGCCAGGGGGAGCAGAGCCCAACUGGAGGAACAAAUGUCAACCCCACCCCUGGGUCCAAGGAAGAAAAAUGAGUCACCCUGAGCCUCGGAGGAUUAGAUGGGGAACCCCACCCUACUCCACCCUCCUUGAACACUCAUUACAAUAAAUGCCUCUUGGA